This is a messenger RNA of Gavia stellata (red-throated loon), 1233 nucleotides long. It is a transcript of the gene CCDC89, whose product is annotated as coiled-coil domain containing 89. Lineage: Eukaryota; Metazoa; Chordata; Aves; Gaviiformes; Gaviidae. The record is from RefSeq and is a predicted model, not a curated record.
AUGAGCUCUGGGGUGACUGGAUUCAGCCUCUUAUCUCCACAGAGACAGAAACCCCACAGCAGCAGCGGCAACAAAUGGUCAGGGGAAAGAAAACACCUGUCCUUCCCCCUCUCCUCCAUUAUUUCCAAAUGUUUUGGCAGGAUCCAAGGUAGCAACAGCAACAGGGGCUCUGUGGCUCAGGAUGAGAGAGAGGCAGGGAUGACCAACCCCACAAGUGAUCCAGAGACAGGCAGAGACAUGGAAGAUCUGACAAAAGGCCUGGAGGACUGUGACACCCCUGAAGAGGAGAAGAGGGAAAAGGCUCUGCUGCAUUCACACCUAGAACAGCAGCAUCACCUUAUCCGUACACUGAAGAAAAAAGCAGACGAUGUACGCAAACGCUGCAGAGGCCUGGAGCAGCUCCACACGGAGCCAGAGAAACUGAGGACAGAGGAUGCUGUGAAAAAGAAAACCCAGACCCAACAGAUUCAGUGUUUGGAGGGGCACUUCAUGGAUCUGGCCAACAACCAUGAAAAAAUAAUCCAGUUCAAGGAUGAACACGGGAAACGGCAUAUAGCAGCUGUGGGAGGAGAACAAGGCCUGUGGCAGGAGAAUGAAGUGCUCUUCAGCCAAAGUGUGAGGGAGAAAGAAGCUGAAGUGCUCCAGCUUGCUGCCCAGGUCAGAAAGCUCUUGCAGCAGUUGGACUCCUUACAGGACAAAUGUGCUUAUGAUCACAGAGCCCAGGAGCGAGAAAAGGAGCUGCUAGAAGCUCAGAGCCAGCAAGCCAGUGCCUAUGCCUGGGAAGUCGAGUCACUAAAAAACCAGCUGCAACACCUGCAGGAGAAGCACCAACAGACUGUUGCACAGGCAGAGCAGGCAGAAAGUCAGCAGAGGGCUCAGGGCAGCGAGCUGCAGGCCAAGCUGGAGAAGGCAAAUGAGGAGAAAGAACGGCUACCAAAGCUGGCCAUGGAGAGGGGCAAAGCUCUGCAAGAUAAGCAACGGGAAACUGAGCAGCUGGGGAAGAAGCUGGAGAGUGCAGAAAAAGCCAGGCAGAGAGGAGGAAAGCGCCUUGUGAGAGAGGCAGCGGCAGUGGACAAUGAUCUGAAGGUCCAAGAGCUCCAACAGCAGCUCAAAAGCAGCGAGCAGGCAUACAGCGAACUCUCGCUGCAGUUUGAUGCUUACAGAAAGCACAGUACGGAUUUACUCGCUAAAGAAAAAGCGCUGAAUGUCAAACUCCGCCACUUUAUUGCAUAA